GUUAGUAGAACAGUCUCAAUUCCGAACCGUACAAGUGCUCUAUAAGGGUGCAGCAAAGAGGGGAACGACGUCACGACCUUGUCCUCGCCGUCGUACCCAGUCCGCCGGCAUUGCCGCACUUCCUUCACCUCCCUCUCCGGCGGACCAGCCCCUUUCUGACGCCGCAACUGAUUCCUCCGACCGACUGCGAGCUCCGAUGGCCAAGACUUCCAAGAAGAUGCCGAGGCGAAACAGGUCGUCGCCCCAAGGGAGUCUGGUCGGCCUCGGCUGGGAGCUCCUCGUUUUCGGAUCCUUCGCACUGAAUCUGGUAGCCAUCGCUUUGUUCGCCUUGCCCUCGCUAGACAGGAGCGGAACGCCGCUAGGUCUCGACUCCGAAGGUUCCGUGGCGGAGGCUGCGCUCGUGGCGUCGCCGCAUUCCGAAGGCCAGAAGGAGGAGAUGGUGUCGGAGGAAGAGGAGAUCAGCGUGUCUUCCACCUCCGGCUCCCUCCCCGCAUCCAAGGAUGCCGUUAUUAACCUCGACCACGGAGACCCAACCAUGUACGAAUCCUUCUGGAAGGGAAUGGGCAACCGAGGGGACAUAACGAUCGCUGGGUGGCAGGCCAUUAGCUAUUUCUCAGACGUCACCAACUUGUGCUGGUUCCUUGAACCAGAGUUUGAUCAUGAGAUUCGUCGCCUCCAUCGCCUCGUAGGAAAUGCUAUAGCUGAUAACCACUUUGUGAUCGUGGGCACAGGCUCAACGCAGCUCUUUCAAGCUGCCCUUUACGCUUUAUCUCCUCCCGACACUCCUGAGCCACUUAGUGUUGUUUCUGCAGUUCCAUACUACUCGUCAUAUCCAGCAGUGACAGACUACCUUCGGUCGGGGCUAUAUCGGUGGGCUGGUGAUGCAUCAGCAUGCAAAGGCAAUGCUUACAUAGAGUUAGUAUGCUCCCCUAACAAUCCUGAUGGUUCCAUUAGAGAAGCAGUCCUGAACUCUGAGAAUGGAAUGACAAUUUAUGACUUGGCAUACUAUUGGCCACAAUACACCCCCAUAACUCGUGCUGAAGACUACGAUAUUAUGCUAUUUACUGUCUCAAAGACGACCGGCCAUGCUGGAAGUCGGGUUGGCUGGGCUCUAGUGAGAAACAAGGAUGUUGCUAAGAGAAUGAUCAAGUUUAUUGAGCUGAACAGCAUUGGAGUUUCAAAGGAUUCACAACUCCGGGCAGCUAAGAUAUUCAAGGCCAUUUCAGAUGGUUAUGAACUUCCAAAUCCAGAGAACAAGUACAAACUCUUCAAUUUCGGUCGGCAACAUAUGUCCAUGAGAUGGAAGAAGUUGCGCGAAGCUGUGAAGGUCUCAGGCAUCUUUAGUUUACCUGAGUUCCAGCCAUCCCAUUGUAAGUUCGCAAGGGAGAGGACUGAAACCUAUCCUGCUUUUGCCUGGCUCAAAUGUGAAAAGGAGGGAGUGGAAGACUGUGAAAGCUUCUUAAGGAGUCACAAGAUCCUGUCUCGGAACGGCAAGCAUUUCGGUGCAGACCGUAAGUACGUGAGAAUAAGCAUGUUGGAUCGCGAUCAUACAUUUGAUCUCUUCGUUGAACGUCUUUCUUCUCUCACCUGAGGCACCAUUUGACCUCUUCGUAGGACGUCUUUCUUCCUACCAAAUGACACUUUUUUUUUUUUAAAUCAAUGAUGUGUUUCCUAAUUCGUAGCCUCAUUAAUUACUCCUUUUGCUGAAUUAUAGUAUUGAUUG
Zingiber officinale is the source of this 1723-nucleotide messenger RNA. RefSeq names its product tryptophan aminotransferase-related protein 1-like. Bases 197 to 1591 code for a protein of 464 amino acids. Gene Ontology annotation, biological process: amino acid metabolic process. NCBI's taxonomy places the organism in Eukaryota, Viridiplantae, Streptophyta, Magnoliopsida, Zingiberales, Zingiberaceae. The transcript is spliced from 5 exons. Gene Ontology annotation, molecular function: transaminase activity; carbon-sulfur lyase activity. The record is from RefSeq and is a predicted model, not a curated record.